Molecule: messenger RNA, 1617 nt
Organism: Coprinopsis cinerea okayama7#130
Lineage: Eukaryota; Fungi; Basidiomycota; Agaricomycetes; Agaricales; Psathyrellaceae
Product: protein kinase subdomain-containing protein PKL/CAK/Fmp29
Exons: 4
Coding region: 1-1617 (538 amino acids)
Cellular component (GO): mitochondrion
Source: RefSeq, a predicted model, not a curated record
AUGCCCACAUAUAGCACCUCGGCGUCCAAUGAAGACUUCUUCCGAUUCACAUCAGGACGAUGGCUGCACGACGAGGACAACCAAAACGCACUGCGGUACCAACGCUUCAACGUCGAGGCGCUAAAGAACGCCGCCACGCUCAGCCUCUCAGAUGCACCUCAAGCUCAAGUGUCCAACUUUAGCAAACUAGCAGAGGGACGAUGCAACAAGGUGUUUGACGUGCAAUUCACGGAUGGGCGGCGGGUGUUAUCGCUCGCGUGCCCACUCCCCUCGCUGGACCUGCGCACUUGGGAGCGGUUGGGGUUGGUGCAGGUCCCCCGGGUUCUUUCGUGGUCUUCGCGGGCAGAGCACACGCCCGUCGAAGCGGAGUAUGUUAUCAUGGACGUCGCGGACGGUGUAGAGCUGCCAUUCUCGGUCUGGCACCAGCUGACCAUGCACCAGAAACUACGCCUGGUGGACCAAUGGAUUAAAUUUGAAUCUACGGUCAUCAAGGCCCUCUCGGGUGGUGGGUACGGCUCGCUGUAUUAUCGCAAGGACCUUCCGCCAGAGGUUGCGCGGGAUGUAUUCGUGGACGGCCAGGCGGAAGAGGAGUUUGCACUCGGUCCUAGUACCGUACAGCUCGGGUAUUGGGAGGAACGCUUCGGCUGGCCGAGAGACCUAGACCUUGACUGUGGACCAUUUCUACAACUGAAUGUAUCCUCCAGGGCCAGAUGUCUUAUCCCAUCUCAAAUCUCUCUCCGACUCCGAGCGUGCCUGGAUCCGCAAAUUCGGCACGCCCCUCUCGUACGGCAGGCGCACAUACAGGGCACCAUGGGAGCUCCCUCCGCACCUCCAGAUCCCCUCGAACCACAUCCGCCUGCUCGACCAGUACGACGACAUCGCCCCUACCUCAUCCCCAAGGACAAAUCUUUCCACCGCCCCGUUCUCACCCUCCGCUACUCGCACCAGAACAACAUCUUCCUCUCCCGCGAGGCGCUCGAACGCGACGGGACCAUCCAGAUCUCAGCUGUGAUCGACUGGCAGCACACCGCUGUCCUCCCCCUCUACCUCACGACGUUCAUUCCGCAGUUCAUCCAGCUGGCCAUCCCCGCACCCGGGCAGCCCCAGGAACAAUUCACCAAGGAAAUAGCGUACCUCCGCAAAGCGUACCACGCGUUGUAUUACGAAACAGGUGGAGACGUCGAUUGGGCGACGAUUGUAAUGUCAGAGAUUGACGGGAGUUUCCCACUUUCGCAGACGGUCCCUGCAGGGGCAGAGCGAUGUUGGCAUAGGGGGUAUGCCAAUCUCAAAAAGCGUCUCAUUGACAUUGGGACCCGGUGGGUACAGCUAAUUGGACCUGGCGUUCCCUUUCCUCGUCCUGAACUGUGUUCUGACCCGGAGGAGGCUGUGCGCGCCGAGGAGGACGAUGUAAAGUGGACUGAGGUUGCCGGCGAGUUGGAUGCGAUACAGCGGUUUGUUGGUGUGGGGUCGGCUUGGGGGGUGUCGAAUGAGGACUAUGAGGGGGCUGUCGCGGCGAAUCGGGAGUUGUGCAAGGCUUGGGUUGAAAGUUUGACCGAGGAGGACAAGAGAGGGAUGGGUGGUGUGGAUCCUGUGGAUAUUUGGCCAGUUCGACCUUGA